Messenger RNA from Lycium barbarum (goji berry), 1223 nucleotides. Its product is annotated as E3 ubiquitin-protein ligase bre1-like. The transcript has a single exon. Lineage: Eukaryota; Viridiplantae; Streptophyta; Magnoliopsida; Solanales; Solanaceae. The record is from RefSeq and is a predicted model, not a curated record. Bases 514 to 990 code for a protein of 158 amino acids.
AUUUUCACCCUUUUCUUCUCUCUUCCUCAUCAUGCUGUUAUCUUAUUUUAUGGUUUUUUUCUUGAGCUUUGAUUCCAUUGACAAAAUUAAGUUGAAUAAUCAGAGAGAAAAACUACUAAUUUGCAGGCCAGAGGUGGUGGAUUGCAGACUACUUAAAUACGCGACGGACUAUUAUAAGUGGCGGAAUGAGCUUGCUGUCAUGGUCCAUUGAAAUUUAACCCUUUAUUCAUCAGAAAAAAGUAAAAAAAAGGUGGUGGAUUCAACAAUCAGAAGUAAUUCAACCCUUUAAAUAAGAAUUUCAUCCUUUUCUUCCCUCUUCCUCAUCAUGCUGUUAUCUUAAAUUUUAUUGACAAAAUUAAGUGAAAUCAUCAGAGAGAAAAAGAUUAAGUGGAAUAAUCAGAGAGAAAACUGCUACUAAUUUGCAGGCCUGGCAGAGUAGCCUUGCUUUUAGGAUACACUGAGAUUCAGCCUUUUAUUCGUCAGGAGUGGAUUCAACAAUCAGAGUAAAAAAAAAUGGACGGACAAGAUAGGCCGAGGACGAUGUGGAGAAUCUUAAAGCAACGGCUGGGAUUCACUGGGCUAGCCUGUUGUGGGUCCACUUGGAACCUAAGAGUAUCAGAAGAGGCCCAAUUAGAAGAGCCCAUGAUUGUAGCCCGUCAAGGGAACGUGAACCUUGCUACAGCUCUAGCAGCAGAGCGUCGAUUUCGGAGCGUGGAUGCCACGGCGCAACUGAAGACGUUGAUGAGGUUGUUUGAGGAAACGGACGGUGGAGAUGAGAAGAAGAGGAGUCUCAAGUGGUAUAUUAAAGAAGAAGGAGGUGAAGGUGGAAUUGAUGACAUGUGCUGCGUGUGCAUGGAGAGGAAUAAAGGCGCGGCGUUUAUCCCCUGUGGACAUACCUAUUGUAGGGUGUGUUCUAGAGAAUUGUUGUUGAACAGAGGCUUGUGUCCGCUUUGUAAUCGGUCCAUUAAUGACGUUCUCAAUAUUUUCUAAGAUUUUUUGUUCCUUUCUUUUGUUAAAAAAAAAAAGUCUAUUAGGAGCACUUUUAAUAUUUUGAUCUUGAUAUUUUCUUGGUGGACUGAAACGGAGUUAUAUCAUCUUCACUCCUUUUAUUUUUGGGUGAGUAAACAUUUUAUUAUUUUGUGUAGUGAAAUUCUUAUUGGAAAAAAAGUGAAGCGGACGAGCGGAGCGAUGACCCAACUAGAAUAAAGUGCUUCUCGCAUUUA